AUGAUAGUUUUCGAUAAACUAUUGGUUUCCUUAAGCCUUCUAGUUCUUGUUACCAAAGUGGCUCACGGGCAGCCUCUAGUUCCUGCACUUAUCAUCUUUGGGGACUCUAUUAGUGAUGUAGGAAACAAUAACAAUCGCACUACACUAGUGAAGGCAAACUUUCUUCCUUACGGAAGAGACUUCCCUAGUCAUCAACCGACUGGAAGAUUUUGUAAUGGAAAGCUUGCUAUAGACUUCACAGCUGAAUAUCUUGGGUUCACCUCAUACCCACCAGCUUACCUUAGCCAAGAAGCCACAGGAGCCAACAUUUUAACUGGUGUUAACUUUGCCUCAGCUGCUUCUGGCUAUUAUAACUGGACAGCGUGGUUAUGGGGUGCAAUUCCACUAAACCAACAACUGAAUUACUACAGAGCGUAUCAAAGUAGAGUGGUGAAUAUGGUCGGACAAGCCGAAGCCGAUGCCAUAUUCUCUGGCGCCAUCCAUCUUCUAAGUGCAGGGACCAGCGAUUUCGUUCAGAAUUACUACAUCAAUCCAUUUCUUAGAGGAUACACACCUGACCAAUUCUCAGACAUCUUAAUCCGAUCCUUCUCCUCUUUCAUUCAGGAGUUGUAUGGACUCGGAGCACAAAGAAUUGGAGUUACAAACUUACCACCUAUCGGGUGUUUGCCCGUAGCAAUUACCGUGUUUAACCCAGGAAGCAACCAAUGCAACAUAAGACAGAACCAAGAUGCCAUUUUAUUCAACAACAAGCUAAACAACACAUCUCAAACUCUGAAGCAGAGACUUCCCGGACUCAAGCUCGUAGUUUUUGAUAUCUACCAGCCACUCCUGGAUAUGAUCACAAACCCUACUGACAGUGGGUUUUUCGAAUCAAGAAGAGCUUGUUGCGGAACAGGUACAUUCGAAACAUCCGUGCUCUGCAACUUGAGGUCUGUAGGAACAUGCAACAAUGCAACAGGCUAUGUGUUCUGGGAUGGAUUCCAUCCCUCGGAAGCUGCCAAUGAGGUCUUGGCUGAUGAUCUCCUUGCACAGGGCUUCGAUCAGAUAUCUUGAAUUUAUUUAUACAGCUUUGAUGAUUUACUAGUACUCCAUAUGAUGUGAUUCACACCCUCAUAAUCCUAAUUUUAUCUCUUUAAACUCAUC
Messenger RNA from Argentina anserina (silverweed cinquefoil), 1143 nucleotides. RefSeq names its product GDSL esterase/lipase At5g03810-like. The record is from RefSeq and is a predicted model, not a curated record. Gene Ontology annotation, molecular function: hydrolase activity, acting on ester bonds. The coding region runs from base 1 to 1053 and encodes 350 amino acids. NCBI's taxonomy places the organism in Eukaryota, Viridiplantae, Streptophyta, Magnoliopsida, Rosales, Rosaceae. The transcript has 5 exons.